AUGCUCGGACAUGCCAGAGUACCAUGGAAGCUUGCGCCAGGCGUGCGCUGCUCGCGACUUGCGCAUACUCUGAGGGCGAAUCAUGAAGACGCGAGGUGGCCAGGGUGGAAUGUGGUUGUCGGCAUCGAGGUUCACGCUCAGAUCAAAUCACGGACUAAGCUAUUCUCAAGUCAGUAUCUCUGCACGCCUUGGACAAUAGUCAGCACCUGGACGUCCGAUUACAGCCUCCCUCCGAACACGCGAGUCUCUGCCUAUGACGCCGCGUUCCCCGGCACCCUACCUCGUCUCAAUCCGAAAUGUGUUGAGCUCGGUGUCAGGACCGCCGUAGCGCUGAACGCCCAAGUUCAGCGACGGUCUGCGUUUGACCGAAAGCACUACUUCUACGCAGACCUGCCAGCUGGAUAUCAGAUUACACAGCACUACGCGCCGUUUGCCACCGGUGGCGGACUGAAACUGGACAGGAAAGAUGCAUUCGUGCGCAUCAAGCAAAUCCAAUUAGAACAGGAUACAGGGAAAUCAACAUUUGAACCACGUCAACAUGUCUCGUUCAUCGACUUGAAUAGGGCAGGCACAGGCCUCAUGGAGAUCGUAUCUGAACCAGACAUGCGUUCCCCAGAGGAGGCCGGCGAGUAUGUCAGAGCUCUGCAGGCUUUGCUUCGCUCAGUGGGCUCUAGUGACGGUAAUAUGGAACAAGGCUCUCUGCGUUGCGAUGUUAACGUCUCAGUUCACCGUAAUGGAAGCCCGUUCGGAACUCGCUGUGAGAUCAAGAACUUGAACAGUGUCAAGUUCAUGAUGGUGGCCAUUACGUCAGAAGUUCGUCGCCAGAUCGACCUCCUGGAGAGCGGACAGUCCGUAGCCCAGGAGACGCGCGGGUUCAACGAGGACAGAGCCGAAACGUAUUUACUGCGCAGCAAGGAGGAUGCCCCGGACUACAGAUACAUGCCCGAUCCCAACUUGCCACCGUUGCUCAUCGACGAGGCGUACAUCACACAAAUUCGGGACAAGAUGCCAGAAUUACCAGAUGCCACCCGCGCGCGACUGCAAGAUAUCGGCCUUUCUCGCAGAGAUACAGAUGUGCUCAUGGACGUCGAUUCCGGGCGCGAGGUCGGUCUCGACGGGGAGCUCGGCAAGGGUGCGGUAGCCUACUUUGAUCAGGUAGCUCAGGGACGCGAUCCGAAAGUGGUCGUGAACUGGAUCACACAUGAGCUGCUGGGACAACUGGCCUACCGAAAGGAAACUUUCUCUGAAAAUCCCAUAUCCGCAGAACAGAUGGGCGAGCUCAUCGACUUGAUACAAGCGGGCAAGAUGACCGGUACCUCAGGCAAGACGCUCCUGCGACAUAUGCUAGAUACACGUUCGUCGGGGGAGCCCUCGAAGCUGGCUGAGCAGCUCUCCCUGCUCGCUGUUCGCGAAGACAACACAUCUCUUGAAAAGUGGUGCACCGACGCGAUCGCGGCGAUGCCGCAGGAAGCAGAGGCGUUCCGGAAGGGCAACAUGAACGUGGUCAACAGAAUGGUCGGACGUGUUAUGAAAGCGAGUAGGGGCACUGCAGACGCACGAGCUGUGAGAGAUAUGCUCGUCAAAUUGUUGCAAUGA
Molecule: messenger RNA, 1596 nt
Organism: Laetiporus sulphureus 93-53
Lineage: Eukaryota; Fungi; Basidiomycota; Agaricomycetes; Polyporales; Laetiporaceae
Product: Glutamyl-tRNA amidotransferase B subunit
Exons: 11
Coding region: 1-1596 (531 amino acids)
Biological process (GO): mitochondrial translation; glutaminyl-tRNAGln biosynthesis via transamidation
Molecular function (GO): glutaminyl-tRNA synthase (glutamine-hydrolyzing) activity
Source: RefSeq, a predicted model, not a curated record